AUCAACUCUAUCGUGAACUUUUUAAAGUGUUUACUGCGUUUUUCACGUUAAUUUUAAAUUAGGUAACCUUUUUCUCGUUCUAAAGAAUCGCUUAUUUUACAGCAUUAAAAGUUUUAGUCAAUUAUUGAUGUUAUGUUAACAGACGUUAAUUUAAAAAUUUAUAUGUUGAUAUGGAAAUAACAAGAGAAAGUGUAUUCAAUCCUCCACUUUUUAAACAAAGGUACGAAGCUGUGGCUCAAAUUAUUAAUCAAACGCAAGCGAAAUCCGUCUUGGAUAUUGGUUGUUCAGAAGGAAAAUUUUUGACUUACAUGAAAGAAAAAUGCACUUCGGUAGAAAAAAUUAUUGGGGUAGACAUUGAUCGUUCUCUUCUUGAAAACAACACUUAUUUUAUACAACCAAAACCUUUUGAGUAUAUUGUUAAACGUACUGUUCCGCUGAACAUCAGCCUUUUUUGUGGCUCAAUUACUCAAUCAGACGUUAGAUUUCAUCACGUUGACUUUAUAAGUUGCAUUGAAGUUAUCGAACAUUUGUAUGAUGACGUCCUUUCUAUGGUUCCGUAUAAUAUUUUUGGAAUAUUAAAACCGAAAACUGUUGUCAUGACAACGCCGAAUGCAGAGUAUAAUCAAUUGUUUAAAGGUUUUUCUGGGCUUAGGCAUAAUGAUCACAAGUUUGAAUGGACAAGAAAUCAGUUUCAACAGUGGUGCUCGCGUAUUGAAAGAACUUACGGGUACAAUGUCGAAUUUGAUGGUGUCGGAGCGCCACCGGCUGACUCAAAAGUCGGUUAUUGUUCACAAAUAGCUGUUUUUAGGCAAACAGAUAAUAAACUUCCUAUUGAGCAUAAUGAUUUAAAAUAUUUAAUGGACUUGCAUUCAGGCGUUAUAUGUCAUCAUGCUUCGGAAAAUGACGGAGUAUGUCACCGAUCUCUUGAUGAAGUUAUAGUGCCGCUAUGUCAAAAAUUUAAUUGUAAUCAAAUCGAAGUUUGUCACUGUACGUCUUAUAAAACAAAAUUGAACAAGUAUAAAAGCUUUGAAAACGCCGAAAACUUUUCACUUGUAUUUCAAGUUGAGUAUCCGUACGAUAAUUUAAGUUUAAACUUGGAGCAAAAGAUAUUAGACGAGAUCGGUUAUAAUAUCUUUCUCUUUUUUUCGGAUACCGAUGAUCAGUUGGAGGAAGUGAUUGAAAAACGUGUUCCAGUCAAAUUUUUUCAUUCACUCUCCAGCAUCGCAAAGUUCAACGUAAAUUGUGACCAGCUAACGUCAAUUAUUCGACAAAAAUUUAGAAUUAGCGACGACAAUCAGCAUGUUAUUUUUAAUGUGACGUUGAACUCACGACAAUGGUAUAAUUAUAGCGAUGAUGAUAUUGAAGAGGAGGAUGAAAAAAGAUACGAGCCAAGUAAUGAGUUUAUUAUUGACCAUAUUGAGGAAGAAGAAAGUUGGGAUUGAUUUCGAAAAAGAAACUUUUAAUAUAAUAUUGCGGACUUAAAAAGUAUUAGUGCAGAUAAAAAGCUUAUGAAAAUAUUAGUAACUAAAUAUAA
Messenger RNA from Hydra vulgaris (swiftwater hydra), 1534 nucleotides. RefSeq names its product small RNA 2'-O-methyltransferase. Gene Ontology annotation, biological process: siRNA processing; piRNA processing; RNA methylation. Gene Ontology annotation, cellular component: cytoplasm; nucleus. The record is from RefSeq and is a predicted model, not a curated record. NCBI's taxonomy places the organism in Eukaryota, Metazoa, Cnidaria, Hydrozoa, Anthoathecata, Hydridae. Gene Ontology annotation, molecular function: O-methyltransferase activity; RNA methyltransferase activity.